AUGACAACUUCCAAAAAUCAGGCUAUCACGUAUAAGAACCCUGAAGUUCCUGAUGAUCAACGACCAGGCCGCAGUGUUCACUUGCCCUUUGGGUUUGGGCCAAUUCCCAAGGACUUGGCCAACAAGAAGAUUUUCUAUUUCGAUAUAGAUAAUUGUUUAUAUCGUCGAAGCACCCAGAUUUUUGAAAUGAUGCAAGUUAAAAUCCACGAAUACUUCAAACACAAUUUACAACUUAACGAUGAAGAUGCACAUAAUUUACAUAUGAAUUAUUAUAAGAUGUAUGGGUUAGCCUUGGAAGGAUUAGUGCGUAACCAUGAAAUUGAUGCCUUGGAUUACAAUUCGAAAGUCGAUGAUGCGUUGGACUUACAUGCAGUUUUACAUUAUGACCAGGAUUUGCGCGAUUGUUUGAUCAAGUUGAAGGAAACUCACAAGUUUGACUUUUUCUGGUUGGUUACAAACGCAUACAAGAACCAUGCCUUGCGAGUGGUUUCUUUCUUGGGAGUAGGUGAUUUGUUUGAUGGGUUAACAUAUUGUCAUUACUCCAAGUUCCCUAUUGUUUGCAAACCAAUGAAAGAAUACUACUACAAUUGUUUUGAAUUGACUCAGAUUGACUAUAAGGACCCUACCGUUAUGGCUAAACAGUAUUUUGUCGACGAUAGUGAAAUUAACGUCAAGGCUGCCUAUGAUUUGGGUAUGGGCCAUGUGUUUCAUUAUGUCGAAUUGGACAGCGAUUUGGUAAAGAUGAAGAACAAGCCCGAUUUUGCAAAGUAUUAUGGCACUGGUGACAAUUCUGACAAGUCCAAGAUUAAGAUCAUUAGACAUAUUAUUGAUUUACCCGAUGUUAUAGAGUAA
This is a messenger RNA of Spathaspora passalidarum NRRL Y-27907, 852 nucleotides long. RefSeq names its product nucleotidase. NCBI's taxonomy places the organism in Eukaryota, Fungi, Ascomycota, Pichiomycetes, Serinales, Debaryomycetaceae. Bases 1 to 852 code for a protein of 283 amino acids. The record is from RefSeq and is a predicted model, not a curated record. Gene Ontology annotation, molecular function: nucleotidase activity. The transcript has a single exon. Gene Ontology annotation, biological process: pyrimidine nucleobase metabolic process; nucleotide catabolic process.